This is a messenger RNA of Myotis myotis, 3882 nucleotides long. RefSeq names its product zinc finger FYVE-type containing 28 (gene ZFYVE28). NCBI's taxonomy places the organism in Eukaryota, Metazoa, Chordata, Mammalia, Chiroptera, Vespertilionidae. Gene Ontology annotation, cellular component: early endosome membrane. The coding region runs from base 226 to 3816 and encodes 1196 amino acids. Gene Ontology annotation, molecular function: metal ion binding. The transcript has 13 exons. Gene Ontology annotation, biological process: negative regulation of epidermal growth factor-activated receptor activity. The record is from RefSeq and is a predicted model, not a curated record.
CGGCGGAGGCGCGGGUGUCAGUGAGCGGCGAGGCGCUGGCGCCCCGAGCCGCGUCAGCCGGUCGCCCGCCGCGGUCUGCGGGUCCGCGCCGCGCGCUGCUGGCGGAGCAUCUCCCGGCUGCGCACCUGCCCGGCGCCCCCCGGCGCCCUGGGACCGCCGCCGCCGCCGGGCCCGGGCGCCUCGCCGUGGAGGGAGGGCCGCCGGGCGGGCCGGGCCGGCGCGGCGAUGAUGCACAGGUUCCGAAAGUGGCUGUACAAACCCAAGAGGUCGGACCCGCAGCUGCUGGCCCAGUUCUACUAUGCGGAUGAGGAGCUGAACCAGGUGGCGGCCGAGCUGGACAGCCUGGAUGGGCGGAAGGACCCCCAGCGGUGCACCCUGCUCGUCAGCCAGUUCCGCUCCUGCCAGGACAACGUGUUAAACAUCAUUGACCAGAUCAUGGACGCCUGCAUCCCCCAGGACCGCGCCCCCCGGGACUUCUGCGUCAAGUUCCCCGAGGAGAUCCGGCACGACAGCCUGGCGGGCCAGCUGUGGUUCGGCGCCGAGUGCCUGGCCGCCGGCUCCAUCAUCAUGAACCGGGAGCUGGAGAGCAUGGCCAUGCGCCCGCUGGCCAAGGAGCUGACCCGCAGCCUGGAGGACGUGCGGGGCGCCCUCCGCGACCAGGCGCUGCGGGACCUCAACACCUACACGGAGAAGAUGCGGGAGGCGCUGAGGCACUUCGACGUCCUGUUUGCGGAGUUCGAGCUGAGCUACGUCUCGGCCGUGGUGCCCGUGAAGUCGCCCCGGGAGUACUACGUGCAGCAGGAGGUCAUCGUGCUGUUCUGCGAGACCGUGGAACGGGCCCUGGACUGCGGGUACCUGACCCAGGACAUGAUUGACGACUACGAGCCCGCCCUCAUGUUCACCAUCCCCAGGCUGGCCAUCGUGUGCGGCCUUGUGGUCUACGCGGACGGACCCCUAAACUUGGACCGCAAGGCGGAAGACAUGUCCGAGCUGUUCCGGCCCUUCCACACGUUGCUGCGGAAAAUAAGGGAUUUGCUGCAGACGCUGACGGAGGACGAGCUGCACACGCUGGAACGGAACCUCUGCAUUUCCCACGACGUGGAGUUCCCCCUCCGCACAGACGUGCCCGUGCCCCCGGCCCUGGUGCCCGCCUUCCCGGCGCCCCUCCCACCUGAGGAGCUGCUCCCCGCCAAGGCCAAGGACCUGGAGGCCGAGCUGGCCUGCUCCAUGCAGUACGACGACCAGGAGCUGGAGCAGCUGAGCCGCAUGGUGCACCGGGCCGGGGACGCCAUGUCCUCCCUGCUGUCCCCCCCCAGCGCCUGCCAGUCCCCCGCACGCAGGCCGGGAAGCGAGGACAGCCCCCGGGUGGAGGCCUCCCCGGGCCGCAGGCUGCGGCCCUCGGGCAGCGACGAGGAGGAGGGCAGGGUGUUCUUCAUGGACGAUGUGGAGGGGGCAGCCGAGGCCCCGGGCAGCCCCUCCGUGUGGCCGGGUGGCCCCCACGCUGACUCCCAGGAGAGAGAGCAGGGCAGGGAGGCAGGGGGCAGCGUGCCCGCCACCUCGAAGGACGAGGACGACUUGAGCAACAACAACAACGUCCCAGACCAGGACAAGGCCUGGGCGUCGGGCCCCAACUCCUGCAGCUGCCUGGACGCCCAGCCGCACCUGGACGGCUGGGAGGUGACGGCGGACGACGCGGAGACCGCGGAGAUGAUCGCCCACCGGACGGGGGGCAUGAAGCUCUCGGCCACGGUCAUCUUCAACCCCAAAUCGCCUGCCCUCGUGGACGGCGCCGUCUCUGCCCUGGAAGCGCCCGGAACCGGUGCCUCCCCGUCGGAGACCGUGGCCGAGGGGACGGAGGGCCCCCACAAACUCGGUGCCGCAGCCACCAGCUGCCUCCUGAACUCCUGCGUGUGCUGCGGGGGCUGCCGGGGCGGCAGGGAGGAGGCGGCCGAGAGCCUGCUGGACAAGUGCAGCCCGGGCAUCAUCGGCACCUCCUAUGUCGGCUCCGGCUUGGCCAAGGGCGGGGCCAAGAGGCCGGAGGAGGCCCAGCCCGCCCUGGAGGCACUGCCCGUGGGGUCCCCGGCCCCCCUGCCCCCAGAAGACACCCCCAACCAGGAGCCCAGAGCCCCUGCUCCCAGCAAGUGCCUGGCACUCACCUCAGGGCCCGCGGUGGACGCAGCAGACAGGCUGCCGGGCGGUCACGAUGGCGGUCAGCAGGAGGAGCCCGAGGCCAGACAGCCGGGCGGUGGACAGCCCUCCGGGGCCGGGGAGGGGAGCCGCAGCCUGUCGGGCCCCAGCGGCUCCCCGGCCGGGGCCGGCUCCGCGGACAAGGCCGUGCUGGAGGCGGCCCCCGUGGCCACGAGAGAGAAGAUCCGGUCCAGGUUCCACGGCAGCCACGACCUGAUCCACCGCCUGUUCGUCUGCAUCUCAGGGGUGGCUGACCAGCUGCAGACCAACUAUGCCAGCGACCUGAGAAGUAUUCUCAAGACCCUCUUCGAGGUCAUGGCCACCAAGCCGGAGAUGGACAACAAGGACAAGUUCCGGAAGGUCGCCCAGACCCUGCGGGGCGCGGCCCUGGAGGACUGCGCCCUGUGCCAGGAGACCCUGUCGUCCUCCGAGAUGGCAGCCAAGACCCGGGACGGGGACUUGGAAGGUGCGUGGGGAGCCCUGGCCCGUCUGGACGCUUCCUCUCUGUCCAGACCAAAGCCUGGAGGUCGGGGACCCUGCUCCCCACUAGCCUGGAGACCCGCCCGAGUGGGUCCCGGACGAGGCCUGCAGCCUCUGCACCGCCUGCAAAGCGCCCUUCACGGUCAUCCGCAGGAAGCACCACUGCCGCAGCUGCGGGAAGAUCUUCUGCUCCCGCUGCUCCUCGCACUCGGCCCCGCUGCCCCGCUACGGGCAGGCGAAGGCGGUCCGCGUGUGCACCCACUGCUACGUGUUCCAUGUGACGCCCUUCUACAGCGACAAGGCGGGCGUCUGACGGCACCAGGCACCCGGACCCGCCGAGCCCGAGAGGCCGCCCCGGAAGGAAGGCCCCCGCGGGGCUCCCGCCGCUCGGUCCCGGUCCCGCGGGUUUUGCCUGCAUUCAUCGGGCUGUUGCUGCGGAGACUUCCAGAGCAUCCCGCACCUCUGUCCGGCCACGCGGGCUCCCCCACCUGCAGGGCCAGCGGGAGGGGGAGGGGUCCCUGGGCGCCAGGGGCCGAGCUGCUGCCUGGAGGCUGGGCCGCAGCUCGGGGAGCAGCCGGGCAGCCUCAGCGCCUGCGGCUACCUCGGACCCUGGACCCGCCCGAGAGGGCCGGGCCUCCGUGCCCGCAGGCUUCCCCACGCGCUUGCCAAACCAGUGCCCAGAGCCCGGGACACCCACCUCCUCCCCCACGCCCCCUGCCCUCCCCCUCGGGGCCUUGGCUGAGCAGCACACGCCUCACUGUGCCCAGCGGUCCCUCGGGCGAGCUGCCCAUGUUGCCUGCCCACCCACCCACCUGCGGAUGGGGAGGGGCCGCGUGGAGACCCCCAGACAGGCCCCGGAGCCUUAGGCCGGGCUCCCAGGCAGCCACGGACCACGGGGCGCCGCCCCCUCGCUGCCGCCCCCGCUUCCCGCACCCCUGGGACCUUGGCCCCGUCCUCCGACAGGGCGGGCGCAGGCCCAGCGGGACUCCUCAGGCUAAAUCUCAGGCUUCACAUUGCAAUGAGGGUUGCAGCUUUAUUUUUAGAGAGAGAGACACACCUACCGCUUCUUUUAUAGGAGAAACCCGGUUACUGUUAACGUGGACACACACGGGACGGCUUCCGUGGGAGGGAGAGUAUAUGACGGAGUGACUAUUCUGUAUGGAGAGUAUUUUUAUUUUCUAAAUGCUGUAAUUGGACACCAUUUCCAUAAAUCUA